Molecule: messenger RNA, 2957 nt
Organism: Hyla sarda
Lineage: Eukaryota; Metazoa; Chordata; Amphibia; Anura; Hylidae
Product: uromodulin-like
Exons: 9
Coding region: 55-1080 (341 amino acids)
Biological process (GO): neutrophil migration
Cellular component (GO): cell surface; apical plasma membrane
Source: RefSeq, a predicted model, not a curated record
GUCUCAGUCAGAGCUGUAGAUGCAGACUGCACCCCAGCCUGUCUUGCAGAUGAAAUGUGUGUAUCUGUGAAUUCCAGUACAGCUUGUGCAGCUAAUACAACCUACUAUGAAAACCUAGGCGUCAGUGUGUAUAAUGUGAGCUCUAUAUUAGAUUGUAAGGGAGCAAACAUGACUGUGUCAGUGCCAAAGAACUUGCUGGAGUUCCUACACUAUAACCCAUCUGCCUUAACUCUGUCACAGUACAACUGCACAGGAGCAGUGCUGAACAUACUGCAAGGCCGGCAUAUAUAUUCAUUGACUGUAAAAACCCAGGAGGGCACCUGUGGGAACAAACUUACAAAAAAUUUGACCCAUGUCACUUUCGGAAAUAGCAUUAAUAUUCCUGGACAGAGCACAAAUGGAGUUAUCCAAAAUGGAAAUAUUAGUAUUCAGUUCUCCUGCACCUACAAUAUUAGCAUGCAGACUUCCCUCUACACAGUGAUUAAACCAGUCAUGACAACACAGAAUCUGGACACAGGUGGCACUGGAGGUGACGGCACCACUACACUUGCAGCCUAUGUGAACCCUUCAUACACUGAGCCCUUGCAAGAGUCACAGCAGCAACAAUUACCAGUUGGAUCUACUCUCUAUUUUGGGAUGAGCACAAAGUUCCCUGACCCUGCUUUUGUUCUUAGGGUAACACAAUGCUUUGCUACUCCUACUAGUGAUGGCACUGGUUCAAUAAAAGUACAGCUUAUUCAAGGCGGUUGUUCAGUGAAUGGUGAUGGACCAUAUAUCCAAGUGGUUGAAAAUGGAGUAUCUAAGGAGGUCAGAUUCAGUCUUACAUCAUUUUCCUUCCAAGGCUUUGAUAGUGUCUACAUAUUUUGCGAUGCUAAACUAUGUAACAAGGCAUCAGGCAGCUGUUCAACAUGUUCUUCAUCUCGUGAUGUUUCCGAGGCAACAGUGCUAUUUGGUCUUGGACCUUUUACAUUCCUAGAUAACAUAGACUAUUCUUCCAGCAGUCAAAAAGGUUUGUCCAUUACUUUGCUGCUGGGUAGUCUUCUGUGCCUUUGGAUGCACCUUACAUCUGAGGUCAUAUGAUCCUGAAAUAUGUUACUUAGACUUUCUUAUUGACCAAACUACUUAUUAUCGAAAUACAGGAUUUCUGCUGAGCACAUCUUGAAUUAAGAUUGUUACUUCCAAGGAAUCAUCUUUUCUUACUUGCAAUCCAAUAUAAUGUUACUUGCGGUGUCAGAAGUUGCACUACUACUAAAGACUUGGGGUGCUUUUACAUGUAUAGUUAUCUCACCUACUUCUGUCCUGCCUAAUCUUAUACAUAAUAUCUCAAUUGGAGUGUGUGGCCACGUUAUCUGUGUCAUCUGCCGCAAAACUGAUCUAACAUGCCUAAACAUCUGUCUACCCGGACCUUGAAUUAUAGCGUGUAAACAUCUGAAUAGUCUGAGAUAAUCUGUUAGUGUAAAUUGCCAACUCAGACCAACCUCAUCUUAGGUAAGUGUACAAAUAUCCAACCCACCUCUAUGUGCAUUUUAGUGCUCGCAUCCACACUGGCUUAGUAUUAAGAGUAGAAGGGUAGAUGAUACAGCACUUUAAUAAAACAUCAGUUUUGUUUAAUUCUUUAAAAGGAACAUAACACCAAAUUACUAGCAGGUAACAAUGGUUCUGAACCUGUUUCAAAAGUGGUUGCAUUCUUUAUCACAGAUAGCGCCCCAAGUCAUGCGCUCCUGUUAAGCUCCAAGACUUGGAGGUAGGGUGUUAUUACGUCUCUAUGUACACAUGGAGAAUAACAAUCCAUUAGCUUACAAUUAAUACAUAGAAAAAUCUGCUGCAUUAAAGUACCUUUUAAAUAAACAAACAUAUUUAACUGGGUAUGAAUUCUCUAGGUACUGAACAAAAGGACUAAUAUCAUAAAUUAUAGCCCAAUCAGAAAACUGAUCUAACUGAUCCACCCGAAGACCAAUCUCAUUAUCUGUAAGAUCAGUCUGACUCCGACUUAUUCUGCUUCAUUUAUUUUACUGCUAAUGUUUCGAAUAAAAAGAACAAAAAAAAAAUGUAUUCAUACUGGAAAUGUGUAAAUGAUAAUAAUAUUAAUAUUAUACAGUAUUUUUUGUUCACAUGUAUUAAUAACAGUGUGGUCAAAACAGAGGCCCAUCUUAGUUUAACCUCUUCAUUUGUUCAUCCCAUGAAGGCCCGCAUGACACAAAAGACAAUUUUCUUUAUCUUAGAGAAAUAAUCAUUAUUAAUAUUAUUUAUAUCUAAAACUUCCCUAUUGCAAACACAUAGACUCCUAGCUUUCUACUUUAGGUAAUAAAGGGGGUAAGUUCACAUGCCUUCAGAACAACAUUUAGAUCUUCCACAGUGUCCAUAAGAUAGACCCCCCCACAGUCACGUAUGGCUUUAAAAAAUGUAUUUUCAAUAUAAACAAAUAAUUGAUAUUACUGCACUCUGUUCAGUGUAUAAUUCCCCUCAGCAGACACCCAUUUCCUAGAAAUCACUUUAAGCACAAGUAAAACAAGUCCUGCAUACCCUAAUACAGCAUUUAAAGUGGACAUGUCAGUAGCUACAUAGGGGUGAAAAUAAACUAAUGGCUAGAUAGGACUUAACUUUUUUUUUUUAAUCUUCAUAGUGCUUUCCAGUGCUGAGAUAAGUCUUAUUUACAAAAAAAAAAGGCUUUUAAGUGCCAUGGGGGAGUGUCCUACCAGGGCAAGAUCCCAGGGUUAGCCUCCCAACUUCUCUUAUAUACCACCUGUUUGCCCAAUUUCAAUCAAAGGGGGUGAUUGUAUACAGACGGGCAUGAAGGAGGUAAAAAAGAUGAGUGAGGCUGGAUAAUCCAGGGCUCUUGCUGUACUGGGAAACACCCUCAUGUACCCAUUAACAUAAAGGUUUAUAUCAUUGUACUUAACCCCUUAAGGACCAAGCCCAUUUUUACCUUAAAGGGGUAUUCCAGGCAAAAACUUUUU